This is a messenger RNA of Owenia fusiformis, 2812 nucleotides long. The record is from the annotation of a GenBank genome assembly. NCBI's taxonomy places the organism in Eukaryota, Metazoa, Annelida, Polychaeta, Sabellida, Oweniidae.
AGUGAAUUGAGUAUUGAUGUUUGAUUUCAUCACAACAUAUAAUGUUACUGAUAACUGAAUAAGUAAAGUUCAAGCCAAGCUAAGCUGGUAAUGCUCUUGAAGCCUCGCUAGCCAAGUAGUUGGUGUUGUAAUAAAUAUAAAAUCUGUUGAUAUAAGAAAAAAAACUAUAAAAACCGUCUGAAAAAUUAUUUGUGAAAAUGAAGGAAAUGAAGUAUCUGGUGAUGAUGCUAUCAUGUUUGAUGGGGAUAACUGAGGUAUGGAGUGCAAAGAUACUAGUGAACCCAUAUUCCCAAGGCUUUAACUCCAGACUGAUGAACAUGGAGAAACUCACCUGGUUAUUACUUGAGGAUGGACAUGACGUCUCUAUGGUGGUCAACAGUAGAUAUGAUGAAACAAUGAGACCAAUCUCCAAAAAUGUGACUUUCUUCAAGUAUGACGUCCCUGACAAUGCCGUGUUGAUAAAUGAUGAGGAAGUAAUCAGUACGAUGCAAAAAGCUUCGUUAAUUGAAGGCAUUAAUUUGAUUGUAAAUAUCUCGUGCAGCGCUUGUGAGGAUGUUCUAGCUAGCGGAAUUCUACAGAUAUUGAAGGCUCAAAAUUUUGAUCUAUUUUUCUUUGAUUAUGCGGAAGAUUGUGCCCGCUUUUUAGUUGAUUAUCUUGAUAUACCAACUAUUUCUUAUGUCAAUGAAGGGGCUGGUUCGGAAUUAAUAUUUGGAACUUUAGGCCACCCAGAACCUUUGGCCAUUGUUCCAAGUCUUCUCGUUGGUUUUCCUGAUGCCAUGACAUUUCUUCAAAGAGUUGAAAACACAGUCACUAACAUAAUCAUGCAUUGUAUUGCUUAUAAUACAUUCCAACAUUUUACAACAUUACGCACUAAAUAUGGAUUUAACACAUCUCUGUCCAUCAUGGAUACCAAUUCUCGAGGUGUAGCUCUUCAGUUCAGUAAUAACCAUAAUGUACUUGACUGGGUGAGACCUUUGAUGCCAAACCAUAUCUACAUUGGGGGUAUAUAUUUCGCUCCUCCUAAGUCACUUCCAAUCAACUUGGAAGCCAUCGUGGAAAAGGCAUCGACUAAUGGUAUCAUAGUUGCAAGCUUUGGUUCAAUAUUUAAAUCGAGUUUUCUUGAUCGAGAAUUAAUUGAACAAAUGGCAAUUGCAUUUGCUAGUAUACCAAUGACAGUGAUCUGGAAAUACUCUGGAGAACCUCCGAAAGCACUUGGCGCAAACACACAUCUGAUAUCAUGGAUUCCUCAAAAUGACCUCCUGGGACAUCCCAAGGUUAAGCUUUUUGUGACACAUUGUGGCUGUAGCUCUACAUAUGAAUCUAUCUACCAUGCACUCCCGGUUGUUACGAUCCCUCUGAGUGUUGACCAGUAUAAACACUCAACACAGCUCACAUCAAGGCUUGACAUGGGCGUUGAAGUAGAUUUUACAACUUUAGUGAAUACAACUCUUAUUCAUGCAAUCAACAAAGUUAUUGGUGACCCUUCAUAUAGGAAAAAUGCUCAAGAUGCUUCAAAACUGAUAAAAGACAACCCAAAUAAUCCAAAAGAUUUAUUCUUAUAUUGGGUGAAUUAUGUAAUUAGGAAUAAAGGCGCAAAACAUCUAAAAUCAAAACCAAUGCAAGAACUUUACUUGUUUCAAUAUUUCUUACUUGAUGUGUUUUUAUUUCUUGGUGGGAUUUUGACACUGGUAAUCAUCAUUGGAGUUGCCUCCAUCAAGUUUAUUUAUAGGAAAUUAAUGUUGUUAUGUACAAGUAAGACUAAAAGAGAUUAGACAUGGUUAACUAUGUUUCAUUUAUGGAAAAUUAAUGCUGUUAUGUACAAGUAAGACUAAAAAAGAUUAGAUAUGGUUAACUAUCACCCCAGAAUAGCCUUGUUAUGUACAAGUAAGACUAAAAAAGAUUAGACAUGAUUAACUGUUUUAUUUAUGGAAAAUUAAUGCUGUUAUGUACAAGUAAGACUAAUAAAGAUAAGAUGUGGUUAACUGUUUUAUUUAUGGAAAAUUAAUGCUGUUAUAUACAAGUAAGACUAAAAAAGAUAAGAUGUGGUUAACUAUGUUUCAUUUGUGGAAAAUUAAUGUUGUUAUGUACAAGUGAGACUAAAAAAGAUUAGACAUCGUUAACUAUGCUUCAUUUAUGGAAAAUUAAUGCUGUUAUGUACAAUUAAGACUAAUAAAGAUAAGAUGUGGUUAACUAUGUUUCAUUUGUGGAAAAUUAAUGUUGUUAUGUACAAGUAAGACUAAAAAAGAUAAGACAUGGUUAACUAUGUUAAGAAUGUAAAGUCAAGAACUCAUAGUAUUGUUACUUACAAUCUUUAAAGGCCCCAUGUAAAGUUUAAACCGCUUUGGCCUAUAUUGUAGUCUUACCCAAUGUUAUCAAAGUGUGAUAUGUGAAACUUUUUUUUUUAAUUUCAAAAAGUGGUUUUUGAUAGACUUUUUGUUCCAAAAUUUGUGAAUUUAUUUAAAACCAACUUUUAGAGAUCACUCAUAUCUUCUAAUUAGUCACAAUUCAUACCAAUGCAUAGCAUACAUCCUCCCAUGUUUUUUGCCGAAAAAAUUAAGAAAAUCGGUUGAUAAACAAGCGAGAAAUGAACUAAUCAGUGCAUGAAAAUGGUUCUGAGAAAAAUGCAUUUCAAAAUUUUAGUUCUCAUAGAAACCAAUGGUACAAUGAUAUCUAAAACAUAAUUUCUUCUUCCUUUUAACCUGGUUAGACAAUCAACAUUGGUUUUUUAUGAAAGUCUAGCAAAUUUAGAAAAGAUUGACAUCGAAAAAUUUUUUUAAAUUUUUUUCAAAAAGUUUUUGUUACCUUAGUGACA